This is a messenger RNA of Acanthocheilonema viteae, 2541 nucleotides long. The record is from the annotation of a GenBank genome assembly. Lineage: Eukaryota; Metazoa; Nematoda; Chromadorea; Rhabditida; Onchocercidae.
AUGGAGCGAUAUUCUAGCCAGUGGGAAAGUCAUUACGCAUCGCAAUCCAGCAUAUCAGAUGAUGGUGAUUAUAUCAUAACGAGCCAAGAUGAAGGAAUUUACCGUUGUUACGAAGUGCUUUAUGGAAAAUUAUCCUCAAGGAUGCAUAAAAGAUGGCAAGGUGAUGGAUUGUUAUACUGUCGUGAACGUUCAGUCAUAUUGCAAACAGAGAGAGGCAAAGAAAUUGCAAAGGCGAGUAGUUAUUCAAUAAAACAAUUGACCGAGUUGAAGAAGGGCAGUCGUUUGAAAAUUAAUAAUUAUGAAGUGGAGGUGCAAGCCGAGCUGAACCCGCGGCAGCCCGCAAUUAAUGAAGCGGAAAACGUUGAAAAUCAAGCGGCGCCUGCUGAACCGAUACAAAGCACUGCAUUAGAUGGCGGGAAUUCAAAAAAACGGCAAAAAAUUACCAAUCAGAAUUUUAUUUCGCCACUGUUUGGGCGUGAUAAUCCUUUGGACUUUGUGUUGGAUGAGACAAAAGAUGAUGAUGGUUCUAUACGACGAAUUGCUGUGGAUGCGCAAAUUGCUUCCUGUCUGAAGCCGCACCAAAAGUCUGGCAUCGCUUUCAUAUACAAAUGUUUAAAGGGUUCUCAUGGUGGAGCCAUUCUUGCGGAUGAGAUGGGUCUGGGUAAAACUGUACAAACUAUUUCGUUAAUAAUGGCAUUAAUCAAAAAACGACUAAAUCAAAAGCCAAUAAUUCGGCGAUGUGUUAUCGUAGUGCCGACAUCACUACUAAAUAAUUGGUACGCAGAAUUUAUAAAAUGGUCGCCGCAGACGCAGUCAAUGCUGUUUCGGAUUUUAAAGUCAACAGAUGUAGAAAAGCUGAUUUCGUAUCGAAACACACCAAUAAUUGCCAUCGUUAGCUAUGAUAUGAUUGCGCGCACCGCUGCGGAAUUGUCGGCUGUUUCGAUUGAUCUGCUGGUUUGCGACGAAGCACAUAGACUUAAAAAUUUAAAUGGAAGACUUCGAGAACAGCUCCAAAAUUUGCAUGCCCAACGUCGUUUAUUGCUGACAGGAACGCCAAUGCAAAAUGAUCUGGAAGAAUUCUAUUCACUGGUUAGCUUUGCACGACCGGACCUUUUUACCGCUUUUUCGGAAUUCAAACAUCUUUGUGAAGUGGAGCCAAUUCUUUUCAACGGAUUGCUCGCCGAGGUGAUGCUCCGCCGAACAGCUGAAGUGAUCCAUGAUUGUCUACCGCCGAAGAUUGAUUACAUAAUUUGGUGUCAACCAUCACCAUUACAAUGCUUCGUAUACAAACGCUUGAAGACGUUCCUCUCGUAUGAUCACUUAACUUUGAUUGAUGUCUUGCGAAAGUUAUGUAAUCAUCCAUGUCUUCUUUAUCGAAGUAUUGUGGUGAAACUUCAGAGUUGUAAGAUGGAAGAAAAAGAAUUUUACAACUCACUCCUUGGAUUGUUCCCCAGCACUUUCAAUGAUACUUCACUUUCAGUCGGUGACUCAGGUAAACUUAGUGUAUUUUGCGAGUUGGUGACAGCAUUUCGAACACAGGAAGAAAACGUGGUUGUUGUUUCCAAUUUCACUCAUACUCUUGACCUCCUGGAGGAUCUCUGUCGAGGUCUAUUUUACACUGUUCUACGCUUGGAUGGUUCAACCGAUGCGAAAAAAAGAAUGGAAAUUGUGGAAGAAUUCAAUUCAUCAUCAACUAAAAGUUGUGCAUUCUUGUUGAGUGCCAAAGCAGGUGGACUUGGCUUAAACCUCAUUGGCGCUAGUCGAAUGGUUUUGUUCGAUUUGGACUGGAAUCCAGCUGUGGAUAUACAAGCGAUGGCUCGUAUCUGGCGACAAGGACAAAAAAAACCAUGUCAGAUUUAUCGACUCAUCACUGGGGGCACUGUGGAUGAAAAAAUUUUGCAAAGACAAAUCAAAAAAAGUAGCCUCAAUACAAUCGUUGAGAUGGUUCCACCCGAAUCAUUUACACAUUUUUCCGAUGAAGAAUUGCAAGAUAUUUUUACACUUCAUGAUGAUACCGAAUGUGAAACACAUUGCUUAUUGGAAUGUCAGUGCGAUGGAUGUGGCCGUUUGCCAGAAGAACUUGAAGAAAAUCAAGACAACAGACCUGAUGAGAAUUCUGAAUCUGUCACUACAUAUAGCGAAAGGAUGGAUGGUAACAACGACCUCGUGCCGGAGUCAUCAGCUAAUCUCUUGAUACAAGAUUACAGCAAUUCUACCUGUUUUAACAACAAUGAAGUGCUUGAAGCUGAAAAUAAAAUAGUGGGAGACGAAGCAGCAUUAUCAGCGAGUGCGUUAAUGGGAACAUUGAUGCGUUGGCAGCAUUACUCUCCAAGAUAUGAGAAUCAAUUUGAAUCGGUGAAAACUGAGGCUGAUUUAGAUGGAUGGGAAUUGGAGGAGUUGCUUUUGCGAAGUUUUGGCCUUAUUGAAUGCGAACUGAUUCUGUGUUGCUACAAAUUGUUUUAUUAUAGUGUUUUGGAAAAACUUCAUCUGUUCAUGUACACCUCAAGUCUAUCGGAAGAAUCUUUGACUUUAUUAUCUUGA